AUGAUGAAUGUGGAUAUGGAUGAUGUCCCAUCUGCAAGAGUAGAUGCAGCUAAAGAAGAAAACCUGAAACUGUAAUCAGAAAAACAAGUUCUUGGACAAUACAUAGAAAAUAUCACGCCUGUUGAUAGUGUAUUUCAGACUACUGACACAAAAAGCAAACAAAAGUAA
Molecule: messenger RNA, 168 nt
Organism: Podarcis raffonei (Aeolian wall lizard)
Lineage: Eukaryota; Metazoa; Chordata; Lepidosauria; Squamata; Lacertidae
Product: short coiled-coil protein B-like
Cellular component (GO): trans-Golgi network
Source: RefSeq, a predicted model, not a curated record